ACCCACACAGUGGACACACAAUAAUGAUGUGACAUUCAGAGUUUCUGAGUCCAGCAGUGGAGACUACAUGUGUAAGAGUCGACGCAGAGAUGACUCAUAUUCUUCAACAGAGUGGAGUGAAGCCUUCACAUUGUCAGCAUCAAGUCUCAAUAAGCCCACUGUGACCCUGCAGCCAUCCUGGACUCAGAUAUACAGCGGUGAGACAGUCACUGUCAGAUGUGAGAUUCAGGGAGGUGAAGGAGCUCAGUGGACGUAUGAAUGGAGAGCAGCCAAGUUAAACACACCUCCAACAUCCAAUGAACACAGAAUCAUCAGAGCUACUGAGUCUGACAGUGGAGGAUACAGCUGCCGGGGCAGAAGGGACAAUUUCUUCUCAGAGUGGAGUGAUAUCAUCACACUGACUGUAUCAUCAAGUAAACCCAGAGCCACACUGACAGCACAAAGUUCAAUCCUACCAGCAGGGGGCAGUGUGACACUGAGCUGCUCUGUGGAGGGCUCUGCUGGCUGGAAGUUUGACUGGUUCAGACGUGAUUCAGUCUCUUCUAAAGCUCAGCUCAUGAGAGGAAAUGAAGCAAACAGAGUUAUUAGUGUCUCACAAGGAGGUCUGUACCACUGCAGAGGAGGGAGAGGAGAUCCAGUUUUCUACACAGAGGACAGCAGUGACGUCACAGUUACAGAAACUUUUCCCAGUAAGCCCACUGUGACCCUGCAGCCAUCCUGGACUCAGAUAUACAGCGGUGAGACAGUCACUGUCAGAUGUGAGAUUCAGGGAGGUGAAGGAGCUCAGUGGACGUAUGAAUGGAGAGCAGCCAAGUUAAACACACCUCCAACAUCCAAUGAAUACAGAAUCAUCAGAGCUACUGAGUCUGACAGUGGAGGAUACAGCUGCCGGGGCAGAAGGGACUAUUUCUUCUCAGAGUGGAGUGAUAUCAUCACACUGACUGUAUCAUCAAGUAAACCCAGAGCCACACUGACAGCACACAGUUCAAUCAUACCAGCAGGGGGCAGUGUGACACUGAACUGCUCUGUGGAGGGCUCUGCUGGCUGGAAGUUUGACUGGUUCAGACGUGAUUCAGUCUCUUCUAAAGCUCAGCUCAUGAGAGGAAAUGAAGCAAACAGAGGUAUUAGUGUCUCAAAAGGAGGUCUGUACCACUGCAGAGGAGGGAGAGGAGAUCCAGUUUACUACACAGAGGACAGCAGUGACAUCACAGUUCAGCAAACUGUUCGUAACAGGAUCGAUGUGAAACUGCAGCACAGCUGGUCUCAGAUAUUCACUGGUGAGACAAUCACUCUCAGAUGUGAGAUUCAGGGAGGUGAAGGAAAGGUGUGGAAAUAUGAAUGGACAGCACCCAACACAAACAGCCCUCCAACAUCCAGUGAAUACAGGAUCAGCACAGUUUCAGUGUCUCACAGUGGAGACUACAGAUGUCGGGGUAGCAGUGACUAUCUCUUAACAGGAUGGAGUGAUGCCUUCACACUGACAGUUUCAUCAAGUAAACCCAGAGCCACACUGACAGCACAGAGUUCAGUCAUACCAGCAGGGGGCAGUGUGACACUGAGCUGCUCUGUGGAGGGCUCUGCUGGCUGGAAGUUUGACUGGUUCAGACGUGAUUCAGUCUCUUCUAAAGCUCAGCUCAUGAGAGGAAAUGAAGCAAACAGAGUUAUUAGUGUCUCACAAGGAGGUCUGUACCACUGCAGAGGAGGGAGAGGAGAUCCAGUUUACUACACAGAGGACAGCAGUGACGUCACAGUUGUGGAGACUUCACAAACUGAAAAACCUCAGGCCUCACUGGUGGGCAGCGUGACCCUGAACUGCUCUGUGAACGACUCUGCAGGAUGGAGAUAUUACUGGUUCAGACGUACCUCAGAGUCUUCUGCAGCCCAGAGAAUAACAAACGGAACAUCAUCCCACACUUUCAGUGUUUCAGAAGGAGGCAUCUAUUACUGCAGAGGAGGAAGAGGAGACCCAGUUUGCUUCACAGAGGACAGUGUUUCAGUUACAAUUGAGACAAAUGGUUUCAGAUGUGAAAGCCAUUCAUUUCUUGUGCCUUUCAUCAUUGGACUUGUUUUUGGAAGUUUACUAAUUGUUCCUGUGUUGUUGUGCUGUAUAUGCUGCCACACAAGGAUAAGAGAUCGCUGUAGAAACAGGUUCAUGCAGUCUCCAAACAUCAAUCAAUCCUCUGCUGCACCCCAAACUCCCAACCAAAGUGACACUCAGAUUUACUCCUCUCUUCUCCACGGUGAUCUUUCUGUCUAUGAAUCGAUCAGAAACUCUGGAAGCACUCGAAGUGAGAGACCAGCACAUGAAUACAAUAAUGUAGCAUCUACUAUUAUUCUUGAUAAGAGAAACUUUCAUUCGCGUCACCCACAUCCUCCCAAUCUCCACCUCACUAACACCUCAGUCAGAGCUCCAUCCAAGCCUCAGUCUUCAUCUUCACCACCACCAGAGUUUAGACUCUAGGGGAAGCUCUCCUAUCACUGUUUGGAUGUUCUGCCAUGAUGGGUCAUUGAAGUUGAACUGCCAAAGGCAUUAAUUCAUUUCUCUAUCUUAAUAAAUCAUAAUAAUAAUUCAAUUCCUCCAAGUUAUACUUCCUUAUCAAACUAAUAGAGUCUACCUUUGUAUUAUUGCAUAUUAUUUUUAUUUUUGUUGAAUGUAGUUUGUAUAUUAAAUAGUGUGGGAACAUAUAUAUAUGCAUGUAUAGAAAUGUGUGUGUUCACCUGUGAUGUUUACUUCAUUAGAUGCUGUAAAUUUUAAGUAUGAUGCUGAUUUCACAUCAGACCACUGAGAGUAGCACAAGCUCUCCUUUUUGCCUUUAUCUGAUGAUCUGUUUUACUUCUUUGAUUACUUGUUACUUACUGGUUACUUAAAUAAAUCUAACAAA
Oreochromis aureus is the source of this 2882-nucleotide messenger RNA. RefSeq names its product basement membrane-specific heparan sulfate proteoglycan core protein-like. Gene Ontology annotation, biological process: cell surface receptor signaling pathway. The record is from RefSeq and is a predicted model, not a curated record. Gene Ontology annotation, molecular function: transmembrane signaling receptor activity. The transcript is spliced from 14 exons. Bases 68 to 2461 code for a protein of 797 amino acids. Lineage: Eukaryota; Metazoa; Chordata; Actinopteri; Cichliformes; Cichlidae.